UGGCUUUCCUCGCGCGCCGCUGCUCUGCUGUCGUGGUGCUGGUGGCGCUGCUGGUUGUCCUGGCGGCCGCUGCGGUCACCUCCGCGCGCAACCUCGCGGCCACAGAUGAUAAUUCAAAAACUUCCGGAAAAGACUGCGUUCCUGGCACAUCGUUUAAAGCAGAGGACGGAUGCAAUACCUGCUAUUGCACCGCAAAUGGUAGCGCUCUUUGCACUCAAAUGGCUUGCCACCCCCUUCGGCCUGGUAGAUGCGUCUCUGGGACAUCGUUUACGGCAGCGGACGGAUGCAAUGUGUGCACCUGCUCCAGCAGGGGCAUUCCUCGGUGCACGAAGCGAGGCUGCAUUCCUGACCCGUCAUGAUGUGUUCCUGGUUCAUCACCAGAUACGCGUAAUGACUGUUUCUGAGAAACUUGUAGCUGUGCAAGAUGUACUUUGAAUGCAUGCAUAAAACCAAUGAAAAAUGAUAACCAUGCUCAUAUUGAUAUUCAUUACUUUAGAUUUCACUUAAAAAAAUUAUAAGUCCAUUAUUCUAUAAAACAUUGUUUUCAAAUAUCAUUAUCCAAAGCUUGUCAGCAAUUAAUAUAUACAUCCAGAAUGCACCUAUGUUUCUUUAUUAGUAACGACAAUCAUUUAUAUUAUUAAUCAAUAUUUCAGAAUUAAAUAUGACCACAAUAUUUUAUAAUAUGACCUGAAGAUUAUUACCAGAGGUACAUUUUAUAUGACUUGCAGUUAUCGAACACAACAGUCUCAAUUUGACAAAACAUCAAAAAAUG
Gryllus bimaculatus (two-spotted cricket) is the source of this 772-nucleotide messenger RNA. Lineage: Eukaryota; Metazoa; Arthropoda; Insecta; Orthoptera; Gryllidae. The record is from the annotation of a GenBank genome assembly.